AUGUUUGUAGUAAGGUUUAAAAACCUGCAUAGUAAUGCUGAUAGGUCUUUGCUUUUCCGAGGAAUCCAGAGGAAAUAUGCCACUCCUCAAAGAGUGGCCUUUACUUCAUUGUCGCGGGACGUCUCUGGGAAAAUAGAUGUAUCUUACUCUAAUAAUUAUUUUUUAAGCCUCUUUUCACUACACGAAAGGGAAAAGUUGAAGGAAUAUCAACCUAUUCCCUGGAAUCACCGCCAAGACCCCGGAAGUAGAGCAUUUAUCCAUACAAGUCGCAGUUUUUUGGAUAAGGCACAAAAAAACAAUACUGAUAAUGUGGAUUCCACAAAGUAUUCAGCAAAAGAUAGCGAAUUUGAUGCAGAAAAGGCUGAGGAAACAUCUAGCAAUCUAGAAUCGGACAAAGAAAGUACAAAUAAUGACGCUAGUGAUAAGCCUAAGUGGAUAUUUAGCCCUUUUGGAAUCUUCGGAUGUGCAGGGCUCUUCUUCACAGGGUGCGGACUCUCCUACCUGUUAGAUGAGGGACGUUCUCACAGUGAUCCAUCUGCAUUCUAUGACAAGGAUGAAAAGCUAACCAUGCAAAAUGCUUUUAGGAAAAUUAAAGUAGCAAUGCAGGAUUAUGCAGUUCACAUUCUAAAUCCAAAGAAUGAACCCCUGCUCCCGGACUAUAAGGAUCUAAACUAUCCACCAAAUUUGCCAACAUUAGUAAUAGACAUGGAUAAAGUGGUAGCUAAAAUAGAAUAUGAUCGUAAAAAUGGAUGGAGAGUGAAAAAAAGACCGUAUGCGGAUCAAUUCUUUAGGGAACUUGUCAAUUACUUUGAAAUUGUGAUUUGGUCCGAUGACUCAUAUCCCGUGGCUACGGACAUAGCUUCUCGUUGGGGACUUCCCGUUAUAGGUUGCAUUCACAGAAACCACUGUAAAAAGUUCAAGGGAAACUAUAUAAAGGAUUUGUCAAGGCUUGGCAGGGAUUUAAAAAGAGUUAUAUUGGUGGAUCAUGAUAGAGUCGCAUGCAUGCUACAAGAAAAAAAUGCAAUAUUGAUAAAGGAAUAUAACGGUGACGAAAAUGACAUGGAACUUUACUACCUGAUAAAUCUCUUAAAGACAAUCGCAAUAAACCCACAAGAUGUUACGGUGCAAAUCAAAAACUUGGGUGGAGGACUUGACUACGAGCUCGGCAGGCGAUUCUCCGAACAACUUGCAAUUACACAAGAAAAGGCAAAAAAUAGGAUGAAUAUCUCCAAGAAGUUUGGUUUUAAACACUUUUAA
Messenger RNA from Theileria equi strain WA, 1257 nucleotides. RefSeq lists its product as hypothetical. The record is from RefSeq and is a predicted model, not a curated record. The transcript has a single exon. Gene Ontology annotation, molecular function: phosphoprotein phosphatase activity. The coding region runs from base 1 to 1257 and encodes 418 amino acids. Lineage: Eukaryota; Apicomplexa; Aconoidasida; Piroplasmida; Theileriidae.